Molecule: messenger RNA, 8094 nt
Organism: Melospiza melodia melodia
Lineage: Eukaryota; Metazoa; Chordata; Aves; Passeriformes; Passerellidae
Gene: SOX5
Product: SRY-box transcription factor 5
Exons: 18
Coding region: 754-3009 (751 amino acids)
Biological process (GO): positive regulation of chondrocyte differentiation; regulation of transcription by RNA polymerase II; cell fate commitment
Cellular component (GO): nucleus
Molecular function (GO): RNA polymerase II cis-regulatory region sequence-specific DNA binding; DNA-binding transcription factor activity, RNA polymerase II-specific
Source: RefSeq, a predicted model, not a curated record
CCAGGCUAGGAUUAGCAUGAAGGGCUGCUAGGCUGGCACUUUAGUGUCUGGGUUAAAAAUAUUUUAAAGCAGUAAAUGCAGUCAGAACAGAGAGAGAGAUCCCUGGGAGCCUUCCUAUUCAAAAAUGUGUAAGCUCAGGGCAGCAACUGCAAUGUAAUUUAGGGCAGUAUAUGCUUCAUAGCUUUGGAGAAUAUUGCCUCUUGUUAAUGUUGCAUUGGAGGACAGUGGGAUAGCAGUAAUUUCAGAAAGGUGGUGUUCCUGUUUGUUUUACAUUGGAAACUUCAGAAUAAAUGAAGGGAAGCAUCAGCUGAGGAAGAAGCGUGACUGCCGAGCGCCAGCAGCGAAUGCAGCCCUGAGCAGGCUGUGGGAACCACGGGGAAAGGGGGCACAGGAACAUUUUCCUGGGAAUGCAGCUGCACAGGGAGCACAGCAGACAAAGGCAGAAUCAGCCUUCCUCUAGCUGAUGACCGGGUUCCUGUUUGAUCCUGUUUACAAGCUUCCCAAGACUGAAAAUAACCCCAGCUCCUCUGCACUGGCACUUGGAAGCAGAAGGAAGCAAAGAGGAGCUGAGAAGUGAAGCUGGGAGACUUGGCAGCUAAUUCAGAGGCACAAUUGUGUGAGCAGCCCCUUGGCAAGAGGACCCAGUGCAGCCUGUGACAGAACUGAGUGGAGAUGAUCCCAAGCUGAGAGUCCCAAAGGAUCUGCUUUGAGUUCACCCAGAGCCCUGCAGGUUCAUCCAGCACCCAGCACAGGAUGUCUUCCAAGCGACCAGCCUCUCCGUAUGGGGAAGCAGAUGGAGAGGUAGCCAUGGUGACAAGCAGACAGAAAGUGGGAGAAGAGGAGAGUGACGGGCUCCCAGCCUUUCACCUUCCCUUGCAUGUGAGUUUUCCCAACAAGCCUCACUCUGAGGAAUUUCAGCCAGUUUCUCUGCUGACGCAGGAGAACUGUGGCCAUAGGACUCCCACUUCCCAGCACAGCACAAUGGAAGUUGAUGGCAAUAAAGUGAUGUCUUCGUUUGCCCCGCACAACUCAUCUACCUCACCGCUGAAGGCAGAAGAAGGCGGGCGCCCGGGCGGGGAGUCGCUGUCCGGCGCGGCGCUGGGCACCCCCGAGCGCCGCAAGGGCAGCCUGGCCGACGUCGUGGACACCCUCAAGCAGAGGAAAAUGGAGGAGCUCAUCAAAAACGAGCCAGAAGAAACUCCCAGUAUUGAAAAGCUACUAUCAAAGGACUGGAAAGACAAGCUUCUUGCCAUGGGAUCAGGGAACUUUGGAGAAAUAAAAGGGACUCCGGAGAGCCUGGCUGAGAAGGAGAGGCAGCUCAUGGGCAUGAUCAACCAGCUGACCAGCCUGAGGGAGCAGCUGCUGGCAGCCCACGACGAGCAGAAGAAGCUGGCGGCGUCUCAGAUCGAGAAGCAGCGGCAGCAGAUGGAGCUGGCCAAGCAGCAGCAGGAGCAGAUUGCAAGACAGCAGCAGCAGCUUCUGCAGCAGCAGCACAAAAUUAACCUUCUUCAGCAGCAGAUCCAGCAGGUCCAGGGUCAGCUGCCUCCAUUGAUGAUCCCCGUGUUCCCUCCAGACCAGCGCACCCUGGCAGCAGCUGCCCAGCAAGGAUUCCUCCUUCCUCCUGGCUUCAGCUACAAGGCGGGAUGCAGUGACCCCUACCCCGUUCAGCUGAUCCCAACUACCAUGGCAGCUGCUGCCGCAGCAACGCCGGGCUUAGGCCCUCUCCAACUGCAGCAGUUGUAUGCUGCCCAGCUCGCUGCCAUGCAGGUGUCUCCAGGAGGAAAGAUCCCUGGCAUUGCCCAGGGGAGCCUUGGUGCUGCCGUGUCCCCCACCAGCAUCCACACAGACAAGAGCACAACCAGCCCUCCUCCCAAGAGCAAGGAUGAAGUGGCCCAGCCUCUGAACCUCUCAGCCAAACCCAAGACAUCUGAUGGCAAAUCUCCUACGUCCCCCACCUCUCCUCACAUGCCAGCUCUGAGAAUAAACAGUGGGGCCAGCUCACUAAAGUCCUCGGUGCCAGCAACACUAGCCAGUCCUUCGGCCAGAGCCAACACAAUAGGUUAUUUAAAUGACCACGACGCUGUCACCAAGGCCAUCCAGGAGGCGCGGCAGAUGAAGGAGCAGCUACGGAGGGAGCAGCAGGUGCUGGAUGGGAAGGUGGCCGUGGUCAACAGCCUGGGUCUCAAUAACUGCAGGACAGAAAAAGACAAAACAACACUGGAGACCCUGACCCAGCAGCUGGCAGUAAAGCAGAGUGAAGAUGGGAAGUUCAGCCACACAAUGAUGGAUUUCAACAUGAGUGGAGAUUCUGAUGGGAGCGCGGGGGUGUCGGAGUCGCGGAUCUACCGGGAGUCGCGCGGGCGCGGCAGCAACGAGCCGCACAUCAAGCGCCCCAUGAACGCCUUCAUGGUGUGGGCCAAGGAUGAGCGCAGGAAGAUCCUGCAGGCCUUCCCCGACAUGCACAACUCCAACAUCAGCAAGAUCCUAGGAUCUCGCUGGAAAGCUAUGACAAACCUAGAGAAGCAGCCAUACUAUGAGGAGCAGGCCCGGCUGAGCAAGCAGCACCUGGAGAAGUACCCAGACUACAAGUACAAGCCGCGGCCCAAGCGCACGUGCCUGGUGGACGGCAAGAAGCUGCGCAUCGGCGAGUACAAGGCCAUCAUGCGCAACCGGCGCCAGGAGAUGAGGCAGUACUUCAACGUCGGGCAACAGGCGCAGCUGCCGCUGGCCACGGCGGGCGUGGUGUACCCGGGAGCCAUCGCCAUGGCGGGCAUGCCCUCGCCACACCUGCCCUCGGAGCACUCGAGCGUGUCCAGCAGCCCCGAGCCCGGCCUGCCCGCGCUGCCCGGCACCUACGGGCCCAAGGGCGACGAGCCGCUCGUCAAGGAGGAGCUGCAGCCCGACGAGGCCAACGGCGACGUCUAUGACGACUACGACGAGGAGGAGGAGGACCCCGAUGCAGACUAUGGCAGUGACAGUGAAAACCACAUGGCGGGCCAGGCCAACUGAUCGGGGCCGCCGCUCGCCCGCGGGACUCCAAGGAGGAAAGGAAACGGAUCAAUCAAUAAAGCCCCGUCUGGUUUAUCCUUGCCAGUGGCCAAGCACAUUAACUUUCUCAUACACUGACUGUUACUUUAACUGUUAGUCUUAACUAGUUGGGACAUCAGCUGACUAAUAGACAUCAGCCUGCAUCAGAGGAAAAAAGGCUCAGAAGAAAGGAAACGAAGACGACGAUGACAACAACAGAAUGAUAUAAGCUAUGGGUAAAAUAAUGCCAGUAAUUCAGCUGCUAUACCCAAGCACUGAAGUCUUACCCGUUGACCUUUUAUUAUUAUUAUUUUUUUUUCAAAUAAACUUUAUGGCUGUUUGUUCUACAAUGUUCUAGAAAUUCUCACUCAGGUACACAGUGCCAACAAGUGGCUUGUGAAUGUGUUUUGUUGUUUUGUGCUACAGUUUAAAGAGAAAUAAUUUUUUUUUUUUUUUUUUUGGUAAUGCACCUGACAGGAAAAAAAAAGAUAAAAUUCCUUUUAACCCCCUCUGUCUCCUCCUCCUCCUCUUCCUCUUCCUCUUCCUCCUCCUCCUCCUCCCUGUCAAAUCUGGGUCAGAAGUGUGUGUGUGUGCGUGCCUGUGCGCGUGGCUGGCAAGGAAGGAAGUGGGGAGUCUUUCUGUUAACCCCAACAAGCAUUUCCUUUCAAGAGAGGACUUCUCUUCAUCAGUUGCACACCAUACUGAGUCUUUGAGCAAGUGCCAAAUUUGUACUAAAGCGCUGAACUAGUCCAAUUUGCUUUUUAUAGGUUGGUCUCUUCUUGUUUUGUUUUUCUUUGGCUUUUCAUUUGCUUCUUGCUCUGUCUGAAGUUAGGACAGGGUUAUAUCUUAGACAAUCCCUUGAAGAACCUGAUAUACCAGCAGCUGGUGAGAUUAGACAUAUAUUUUUGCUUUUGCUUUUGCUUUUGCUUUUUAAAGGAAACUGUAGGUGCUGUUCUCAGGUGAAAAAAAAAAGAGAGAGACAUAAGAAAUUUAGAGAAAAAAUAUUUUAUGGUCUUGGAUUUUCAUGUGUGCGUGUUUAUGGUACUAAUAAGAAUAAUCUUGGACUAUCAUGAGCAAAAAGCAUGUUCCAGAAUUAAGUCCUGCACCCUCCAAGGGACUUGGUCUGUAAGAAACCUUUACUUUUAGUUUGCACUUCAAGUGGCAGCAUAAACAGCAUAAAAGGCUUGUCCAAAAUGGGGUUUGUUCUGCACGGGACACUGGAAAUGUUACCAAGUGCUGAGCAUAAUUAAGCUACCACCACUUGGGCCCAGUUCUGAUGAACUUGUCCCUUCAGGGUGGCUGAGUGCUGAUUUCUGAUUCAAAAGGCAAUUUUUUUUUUCACUGACUUCUUUUUCUCCUGUGCACUGGCAGAAAUUCCUCUUUUACUAUUGGGAUGUUUGUGUGGGAAGGAAGGCUGAUGGCUGUGAGGAGAUUUCCAAAUUGCAGGUGGGGUUACAGGAACUCGGUGCAGUGCUGAGUUUCCCUCACUGCUGCCUCUCACAGCUGAAAUGUCAUUCUCUGUGCUGAACUAUUCCCGUUCUUGUUGUGGAGCACUGCCAUGGCUUGGCAGCUCUGCCCUCCUUGGGCAGCCACAGCGCGAGGAAGGGGCCUGGGAGCUGCUCUGCAAGGCCUUGGCAUCGUGCUGGGGCAAACCCUUCCUCUGAAUUGUUUUUCAGCUGAGGAUGGCAGCUCCGUGCUGCCUCCCAGUAAAUCCCUGUCCCCGAGGGAGCUGCAGUGCUGUUGUUAUCCCCUCUGACCUGUACAGUCAGCCCCACGCCGCUCAGUGCGCUGAGACCCCAGCCCAGGCACCCACAGAACCUGUCAGCACUGCUUGGCAGCCCUGGUUUUGCAGUCAGUCCCUCAGUCAGGCAAAUCCAGCCCUUGGUGCCAGUGCAGGACCAUGAACAGGACAGGUGGGAGGGGGGAUGCCUUUCUUUGCCUCUGCAAUCCCACUUGAAGCGUAACCUGACCUCUGCAGACCUGUGCAAAGCAAAAAGCAAAUGCCAUUGAGCACUUAGGACAAUACUCCCAUGUUUGGGCAUGUGACAGUUGCACCCUGCUACAUCUCUUUUCUUUUUCUCUGUUUUCCCCGUUUUGAUUUCCACCUCUGCUUAGAAAAAAUCUUUUCUGUUUUCUCUCUCUCAGAAGAUUUGCUCUGAAAUUAUGCUUGGAGUAGCUGAUCAUAUCCUCCAUGUCAGAGAGGGUUCUUUUCUGUUUGUAUUUUAUGACUGUGUUGGGGUUUUUUUUUUUCAGUUGAACUGCCUCUUCUUGCUAGUGUUGAAUGGUAAUUAUAAUAAUAAUAAUAAUGGUCAGCUGUUCCCAGAUUAGUAAGUUAUGUAUAAUUUAUUUACACCCCCCCUUUUUUAACUUUAUUUUGUUCUGUUCUAAUUUGGCAGUGCAGCAAAUGAAGCUGUUAGGCUAUUUAAAAUGGAUACCCCUCCCCACCUUACCUUUUUAUAUAUAUAUAAAUAUAUAUAUAUAUACAUAUGAAAACAAAUCGCUUCUUCUUCUGCUCACACCAUUUCUCUUUCUUUUAUUUUAAUUUUGGCCCCAGCCAUGUCAACUUCUGAUGUUUAUUAUGAUGGAGUGGAUUAAUGGGAGUGUUGUUUUCAAUCUUAAUUAACUUCUGCUCUCUCAUCACUCAUUUUAGUUAUUUAAUUACACCAGUCAUCUAGAGCCAAUUUUUUUGAAGCACUCUGUUUGGAUAAGAAGGAAGAAAAAAAAAUAGACAAUUGUUUUUAUAUCAUUACUAUGUACAAUGUGAAAACAGAUAUUUGCUCCUUUUUAUUUUUUUUUUUAACUUUCAAAUUCGUUCCCUGUCUUUGUGAACAAAUGACUCCUGACUCUUGUGGGUUCACCACACAUUUGCUGGAUGCUCGAUUUCCACCACAGCUGAGCUGAGAGACUCUCUGGUUUAACUGUGUCACUGUGGGCCACUUUGUUUUAGCUCCAGGUAGGUGCCAGGGGGGCUUGGAGCAAGCAAGGGCUCGGUGGGAAGGGGUCCCUGGGCUUCAGUGGGACCAAGCUGCAGCCCUGGAUGCCCUGGAGAGGCUGCUGGGGGCACCAGGGGUGGGCAGUGCCAGCUGUGCCCAGCCUGGUGUGCCCAGCCUGGUGUCCCUGGGCUCUGGGGAUGGGCAGUGCCCGCUGUCCCCAGCCUGGUGUCCCCAGCCUGGCGUCCCCAUCCUGGUGUCCCUGGCACAGUGGUGUCACACAAAGCCCUGCCCAGCUGUCCCCCUGCCCCAGCCAGGGCUGGCAAUUCCAUGCCCAUUCCCAUGCCCAGCCUGCCCUUCCCUGGGGCUGUAGCAGACUGUCCCCCUCCUCCACCUUUGGGAUGUUGAAAAUGAUGCAGAAAUGUUAAAAAGUAAAAAAAAAAUCAAGAGGCCAAAAGAUGAAGACAUAAAUUUUUCAGAAAUGGCUCUGGGGUUCCAAACCAGCAAAAUGCUUUUUGUGCCCCUGCUAAUGUUUUUUGAGGUCCAAGGAUGAGCACCCACAUGUCCUUCAGCAGUAGAAGAUCAGAUUUGAAAAUAGGGUACUGUCUGUCCCUCUUGACUUUUCUGGGGGAAAAAACGCUAAAAAAACAAAAAAGCAAAAUAUGCAUUUAUAAAAAUUAUCUUGUCUUCUUUCUUUUUUUUUUUUUUUUUUUUUUUUUUUUCCUGGGCUCUGUUCCCUGGAGCACAUAGAAAAACCAGGUUAGAAGAGAUGAGGAUUUAUUAACCUAGAAGCUCAUGGAGGCCCUGAUGCCAGGGUGGGCUCUGUUCCACUGUUCCCGGGGAGCUGGAGAGGCAGGAGGGGAUCAGGCACCUCCUCCUGGAUGGGGGAAGCCACCGUGCACCUGGGAGCUUGAGAAACAGCAUCUCCAGCAGUGGGGAAAAGGGGAAAAGAAAGGCAAAAACUGAGGCACUUGCUUCUAAGCUCAAUUAAAUAACACAGAGUAUAUCCUUUUUUCCAUUUAUUCAUGCCUUAUAUUAGUAAAAUAGGAUUUUUAAGUGCAUUUAACAUCUUUAUCUAACCGUUCCGCUGUAUUAAUCAGGCCCCCAGAAAAGAACACUAGCUAUUAUUAUAGCAUUUAAUUAGUUUUGUAACCAAAUCCUCUUAUUAUGAAUGCAUAUGGAAGAAAUUCUUUCUUCGAAGACAUUAUUUCAAAGAUUUGGUUACUGCAGCAGACUGCCUUUAAUUAAAUCAUUUUUUAGGAAGUAAAUUGUCUUUAACCUUUUUACAGCACAUUUUCAGAGCUUUUUCUUUUAAUCCAAAGAGAUGAGCUGUUACUGUCCCCGAAGAAGGCUCUGCCCCCGCGCUGGUGGCCCCAGGAGCAGCGGCGCUCCGUGGCUGUGAGCGGGGAUCCGUGUGCUGCCCGAGGCGGCGUGGGGCAGCGUGGGGCACAGGGACCCCUGGGUGACCGCUGCUGGUAGAGCUCCCCUCCACCCUGCAGAGAACUCUGCCUUCCCUCGCUGUAUCCUCAAUCCACAGGGCAUGGGCUGUCUGUUUAGCUCCGUUUAUAUUUACAUUUUUUCGACUUUAUCUUAACUUGUCAGUUUCCCAGAUUGAAGAACGUGUCAAGUUCGUUUUUUCUACUGACUGAUUUCUCUACUCCCCAGUGUUUUUUGUCACUGGUUUGCUGAAACAGUAUUUAUAUAGCUCCAUUGGCUCUAAAGCUCUUACUCCUUCUAACGUUUUGGAUUUUACAAGUGAAAUGAAAAUAGAAAAGAAAUAGAGACAAUCAAAUGCCUGGAGCUUAAAACAAAGUAUGUGCAACCUACCAUCUCACUUGAAAUUUAAUAAAAGAAAUAAUUAUGUAAAUAUAACAUAGAGUUAUAGAUUUAUAUUUUGUUCAUAACACAUAGUGUAAUAUAAGUUGUAUAUUUUCAUGUUUUGGUUUUAUGUUAUCAUUCAUGCCACAAUAAAUGAAAAAAAACAGGAGUUGAUGUACUCUUUAAAAAAAAUACGAUGUGGAUCGCCACCAUCCUGGGUUUUUGGUUUUGGUUUUUGGGUUUUUUGUUUCUUUUGCAUUCCCCUUUUUCAGUAUUACUGCCCUGCAAGGCACCAAUAAAACAGCAAAUGUGUUCUUUA